Rhagoletis pomonella (apple maggot) is the source of this 1168-nucleotide messenger RNA. RefSeq lists its product as uncharacterized. The transcript has a single exon. Bases 266 to 1147 code for a protein of 293 amino acids. Lineage: Eukaryota; Metazoa; Arthropoda; Insecta; Diptera; Tephritidae. The record is from RefSeq and is a predicted model, not a curated record.
GCAUAACGCGGUUCAAUACCGGCUCAUUACCCCCCGAACUGACUCCAACGAUACAUUCAUUGAAUGUCAAGGCUUGGCCAUCAAGUCGGGGGAUACGGAGCUGGAGAUCGUCAAUGUAUACAUACCACCCGCCACCAGUUGCUCAGCUGGAUACCACCCUAACAUAAGUGCGCUAUUAGAGGGUGUGAACCGGGUAGUGCUAGGCGACUUCAAUGCGCACCACGAACUCUGGCACUCCAAUCUGGGCAAUGACCAGCGGGGUACAAUGCUCGCUGAGCAAAUUGACGACUCCACGUUCUGCACUGUGAAUGAUGAUGCCCCCACCAGGGUCGCGGGUGACUGCUAUAGCUCGCCAGAUAUAACUAUAGCAAGCGGGGGUCUGAUAAACUGCAUUGGAUGGCAACCAGUGCUCACGCUCGCAUCAGACCACCUGCCCAUAGUAGUCGCCAUAGACCAGCCAAGAGAUUUUAUGACAUCCGAGAACCGGACAUUCAUGAACACACGGAAGGCGAACUGGGACGGUUUCACGGAAUUCACAGAUCGCAAAUUCAAUGCUCUUCCUCUACCAUCAUGCGCGCGCGUAGCAGAGCGCAAUAUCCGCAGAAUCAUCAACGCAGCAGCCGCUCGCUUCAUACCAGCCGGCCGGAUCGCCAAAAUCCGCCCAGGAUUCCCCACUGAAGCGGCGGGACUCGCAGACGAGCGUGAUGGAAUCCGCCAGGCUAAUCCAGGGGAUCCCCGUAUAAGAGAUCUCAAUAGGGACAUUAGAAACCUGGUCAACGAACACAAGCGGAACAAAUGGAAUGAGCAUCUAAAAUCCUGCAACCUCUCAAGCGGAGCCAGCAAACUGUGGUCCACAGUCAAGUCCCUCUCCAAUCCGACGAAGCGUAGAGACAAUGUCGCUCUCACCUUCGGCACCACCACCACGUCGGAUCCGCGGUCGUGCGCGCGCUUCUUUAGCCGGCAAUUCAUUGCACACCCAGAGAGAGACAAAACCCGCCGCAGCGUGCUACGUAAAGCACACAAACUCCGCCCCCGAGACACACCACUGUGCUUCACCACCGAAGAGACGCAGGCAGCUGUCAACCACGCCAAGUCAUCGAAGGCGUUAGGCCCAGACGGAAUUUCCAUGCAGAUGCUGAAAAGCUAGGACCUGCGGGAGUCGAGUAUA